AUGGUACACGUUACGCCAUUUGUUCUUGACAAUUUCGAUACCUGCGUGGAUCCCUUGUCGUUCCAGGGUCUCGCCCAGCUUGGAGACACGUCAACUCCAAUCAAGGCAGAUGCGCCCAUCAUUUAUGGCCCAUCGGCAGGAAAUACUGAAAUCCGCGAAAGGAUUCUAGAGCUCUACUCCAAUGAUGUGGCCGAUCCAACAGAAUUAUCUCUGACCGUGACCCAGGGGACCAUCGCAGCUAAUUUCUUAGUGCUAGACACUCUUGUUGGGCCUAGGGAUCAUGUUGUCUGUCAAUAUCCUACAUAUCAACAGCUCUAUGACGUCCCUCGUCGGGCAGGUGCUGAAGUUACUCUGUGGCGCACUUCACCAGAGAACAACUGGAUUCCUGACGUAAAGCAACUAGCUUCUCUGGUCAAAGAUAACACCAAAAUCAUCAUCAUCAAUAAUCCGAACAAUCCAACGGGCGCUUCGAUCCCCACAGGAGUUCUCGAGGACUUAGUUGCCUUCGCUGCAGAGCGAGACAUCAUCAUUCUCGCCGACGAGGUAUUUCGCCCUCUGUUCCACAGUCCCUCCGAAACAAAUCCUCCUUCAAUUAUAUCGUUUGCGGGACGUUACAAAAACAUCAUCGCUACUUCCAGCGUCUCCAAGGGAUUCUCAUUGCCCGGUAUUCGUCUAGGCUGGAUAAUAUCUCCGAACCCCGACCUCAUCCACCAAGCCAGCAUGGCCAAAGACUAUACCACUAUCUCGGUCUCUCAGAUCGAUCAAGAGCUAGCAGCUUUUGCGCUCAAUGGUCUGGUCCGAGCGAAAAUCAUCCAGCGAUCGCUGGAUAUUUGUGGACGAAACCUCGCGGCGCUGGAACACUUCGUCGAUACACAUCCGAAGGUUUUGAGCUGGGUUAAGCCAACGGGUGCUGCUUCGGCGUUUGUUUGCGUGCUCGACGAGGUCUCCGGGGCUCCUGUUGACGAUGUUGAGUUCUGUAUUGCUCUCCUUCAGAAGACCGGCUUGUUUAUCGUCCCUGGGGGCAAGACAUUCGGAACAGAGGCUGAGAUCGAUUUCAAAGGGUACCUUAGGGUAGGGUUUGUCUGUGCGCCUGAGAAGUUUGACCAUGCGUUGAAGCUGUGGGGUGAAUACUUUGAGCAGACAAGGUCUAGAUCUAUUUAG
This is a messenger RNA of Penicillium chermesinum, 1161 nucleotides long. RefSeq names its product aspartate aminotransferase. The transcript has 3 exons. The record is from RefSeq and is a predicted model, not a curated record. NCBI's taxonomy places the organism in Eukaryota, Fungi, Ascomycota, Eurotiomycetes, Eurotiales, Aspergillaceae. The coding region runs from base 1 to 1161 and encodes 386 amino acids. Gene Ontology annotation, molecular function: pyridoxal phosphate binding; catalytic activity. Gene Ontology annotation, biological process: biosynthetic process.